AUGAGGCGGAGAGGACCCAAGGAGGAGACCUGCGGCGUCUGGCUGGACGCAGCGGAGCCGAAGAAGCGGAAAAUACAAACACUUCUGAUCAAACCAGGCACUGAAAUGUUAACACUCUUUCCAAGAGAGAGAAAGACGAAGAGCUUUUUUACGCCAAGAAGUGCUCCACCUGCAGGCAUUCGACAGACUAGCGUUGCUUCCUUCUUCACUUUGCAGCCAGGAAGGGCCAGAGGUGGCAAUGAAACACAUGUCUCAGCUCAGAGAGAAAGUCAGACCUCCAAAGAGUCUAAGGAAGAUGCAGCCCAGCUAAAGCAUUUUCUCCAGGACUUGCGGGAAGACUCUGUGGCUUCCCCUUUAUUCACUUCGACCCCCGCAGACAUCCCCGAUGCUGAACUUUCUCCACAGUCCCUCCAGGAGUCUUCUGGACACAACAGAAUGGAAACUCCAUAUUUGACUGUGCUAACUUUUCCUGACAUCCCGGUGUCAGCUGAGGAGGAUAAAGGCUCAUUGGCUUUUUCUUUCACCCAGGAUUUGAAGAGUUCUUGUUUGCUAGACCAAAGGGAGAGGGAAAGAGCAUCUUCUGGAGCUAGGGAGAGGAUCCACAGACCUAAGAACUGUCGGGAUGUAUUAAACCUGCCUGAGGGGAAAUGCCAUCAGUCCUUGGACAAAACUAAACUGGAAAGGCAGGAAGUUGCCAAAGAAAAUAGGCAGCCCUCUUUCUUUCACACUUUCAGGGAUUCCUGGAGUGAAGAAAGCACAAUGUCAGUGAAGAAAGGCCCUUGUCCUGUUCCUUUGUUUCCCUGGGACAGUGAAAGACAGAAAGACAAGGAUUCCUGGAGUCAGCUCUUCACUGAGGAUUCUCAGGGCCAACGAGUCAUUGCCCACAGUUCAAGAGCUCCUUUCCGAGAUGUAACCAAUAACUGGAAUCUAGACUUAGAGCAGUCUCCUCACAGCCCUCGCACUCGGUCUCAGUGCCAGGAUGGGGACACUCAGUUCAAUCUCCACUCUGGUUUGCUCUUUACCCAGGACUCUGAAGUCCAUGCUCUAGCUUGUUGGCAAUACUGUUCCAGAAGAUUUCAGAGGCAGAAACAUCUGCAGUGA
This is a messenger RNA of Elephantulus edwardii (Cape elephant shrew), 1101 nucleotides long. It is a transcript of the gene AUNIP, whose product is annotated as aurora kinase A and ninein interacting protein. Gene Ontology annotation, biological process: spindle organization. Lineage: Eukaryota; Metazoa; Chordata; Mammalia; Macroscelidea; Macroscelididae. Gene Ontology annotation, cellular component: spindle pole; centrosome. The record is from RefSeq and is a predicted model, not a curated record.